Messenger RNA from Ixodes scapularis (black-legged tick), 5190 nucleotides. RefSeq names its product unconventional myosin-VI (gene jar). The transcript is spliced from 27 exons. Gene Ontology annotation, molecular function: microfilament motor activity; actin filament binding; ATP binding. Bases 804 to 4475 code for a protein of 1223 amino acids. The record is from RefSeq and is a predicted model, not a curated record. Gene Ontology annotation, cellular component: actin cytoskeleton; cytoplasm; endocytic vesicle. NCBI's taxonomy places the organism in Eukaryota, Metazoa, Arthropoda, Arachnida, Ixodida, Ixodidae. Gene Ontology annotation, biological process: actin filament organization; endocytosis; vesicle transport along actin filament.
GGUGUUUUCAACUGUUUUCACUUGAACGGGUCAAACCAAGUCAAACGCCCGCCGCUGACGUGCCGUAAAUUCUCAAGACUGUUUUUUUGUGGGGGGAUCCAGUGCGAGUAUCUCUAAAACGCGUGUUUGGAAGGGGAGCUUUGGAUAUGUCGGUUCUCGCUAUUUUUUUUUUUGAACGCGGUGUUCCACCCGGAUUUCGUUUUCGGAUGCCGCGUCACGCUUGGAUUGCAUUCGCAGGCGUGCGAGACGAACAACAAUGCGGCUGCGGCGGCUGACGGGCAGUGUGUGUAGUGGUCUUAUCGACAGCUCGCUCUGCCGAUUUCGCGGGACCCAUCGUUUUCCUCCGCUUUAGAUUUUCUCCGCGAUCAGCGAGCUCGGUCCCCUCGGCAGGCUUUGUUGUCGUUGUUUCACCCCGCGGGCUCGAAUGACGGCCGUCGCCUGUUACGUAUACCCGGGGAAAUGAGAUCAAGGUUGAGAAAUCGGUUUAAGCGAAAAACACAGAACAAAACCAAGAAAAGGAAUGAUAUCUUGGUUUUGUUACUGCGAGAGAGCUUUGAACGCGCGCACGCUUUUGCGUGGCAACGCUAACUACGCUGAAUGCGUAAAAACAAGAACGGUCUAGUUUAGUUAGCUGGGAAAAAAACUGGACUGUAUUUUUCCCCCUUGUGUGGCCCUCGUGUGCCCGGGAAAAGCUCACUAAGUUUGCAAUCGGUCUUUUAUGGCGUAUGCCCCGCCCCCCAUGUGGUGAAUCCGAAUGCCAUGUUCAGCGAAUCUCACCACUGUAGCCUCGGGCACGAAAAGGCAUGCUGGUGGCGGUCAUGGAUGCCUCCCUAGUGUGGGCCCCUGAUGAGCACGAAGGCUUCAAACUUGGUCGAAUUGUUGACAUUGGGGGGGAGACUGUCACAGUGCUGCUCAAUGGCGGUUCCCAGACAAUUACAGCCCCUUACAGAAGUGUUCACUCAUCUGAGGAGGACCCAAACAAGGAUGUGGAUGACAACUGUGCGCUGAUCUACUUGAACGAGGCAACUCUUUUCAACAACAUCAAGGUCCGCUACAACAAAAACAAGAUAUAUACCUACGUGGCAAACAUCCUGAUCGCUGUGAACCCAUAUUUCGAAAUUCCGAGCCUUUACUCUCCAGAAGCCAUAAAGCGCUACCAGGGAAAAUCUCUGGGUGUGCUGCCACCUCAUGUCUUUGCAAUCGCGGACAAGGCCUUCAGGGACAUGAAGGUUCUGAAGCAGAGCCAGUCCAUCAUUGUGAGCGGGGAGUCAGGUGCGGGCAAGACGGAGUCCACCAAGUAUAUCCUGCGCUACCUGUGCGAGUCCUGGGGCAGCCACGCCGGCCCCAUCGAGCAGAGAAUCCUCGAAGCUAACCCUGUUCUUGAAGCAUUCGGGAAUGCAAAGACCAUGCGGAACAACAACAGCAGCCGCUUUGGGAAAUUCAUUGAAAUCCACUUUAACAACAAGUGCAACGUGGUGGGAGGCUUCAUCUCCCACUACCUGCUGGAGAAGUCCCGCAUCUGUGGGCAGGCGAGGGGCGAGCGCAACUACCACAUCUUCUACCAGCUGUGUGCCGGGGCGCCGGCCGAGCUCAGGCAGCAGCUCAGGAUUACCAGCCCCGACGACUUCAACUACCUGCGGCAUGGUUGCACCCAAUACUUCUGCUCGGCCGAGUCUGAGAAGCUCCUCAAGAACAACUCCAAGUCGAAGGAGCACCAGAGCAAGGGCCCCCUGAAGGACCCUGUCAUUGAUGAUGCCAAGGACUUUGCAAACCUGGACCGCUCGUUGCAGCUGAUGGGCCUGACUGAUGAGGAGCGACUGAGCAUCUAUGUGGCUGUGGCGGCGGUGCUGCACCUGGGCAAUGUGACCUUUGAGGAGAGCCCCGACGACAGCCGCGGGGGCAGUCGGGUGACCCCGGAGUCGGAGCAGGCCCUGCGUGUGGCCGGGGCCCUGAUGGGCGUGGAGGCGGACGAGCUGAGGCAGAGCCUGCUCAGCCGCGUCAUGCAGACCACCAAGGGGGGACACAAGGGCACCGUGUACAUGGUGCCCCUAAAGGCGUACGAAGCCAACAAUGCACGAGACGCACUUGCCAAGGCGGUCUACUCUAAGCUCUUUGACUUCAUUGUGCAACGCAUUAACCAGAGCAUUCCGUUCAGUUCCUCGUCCCACUACAUUGGUGUGCUUGACAUUGCCGGAUUUGAGUAUUUCCAAGUGAACAGUUUUGAACAGUUCUGUAUUAACUACUGCAAUGAGAAGUUGCAGCAGUUCUUCAAUGAACGAAUUUUGAAAGAGGAGCAAGCCCUUUACGAGAAAGAGGGUCUUCGUGUGAAGAAGAUAGAGUAUGUCGACAACCAAGACUGCAUCGAUUUGCUCGAAGGUAAAGGGACAGGCAUCUUCGACCUGCUGGAUGAGGAGAGCAAGUUGCCGCGCUCCAGCCACAGCCACUUCACGUCCGUGCUGCACAGCACCCACCCCAAGCACUUCCGGCUAGCCGUCCCCCGCAAGUCAAAGCUCAGGGACCACAGGGAAAUCAGGGACGACGAGGGAUUCCUUGUGCGGCACUUUGCUGGAGCCGUCUGCUACGAGACGGCCAAGUUUGUGGAGAAGAAUAACGACGCCCUGCACGCCUCCCUGGAAGGCCUGGUGCACGAGACCAAGAACAGGUUCCUGCGCACCCUGUUUGGGGAUCCCGAGCGCCUGCAGGCGGCCAAGGGAAAGCUGUCCUUCAUCAGCGUGGGCAGCAAGUUUCGCAGCCAGUUGCAGACCCUGAUGGGCAAGCUGCAGCAGACGGGCACCCACUUCGUACGCUGCAUCAAGCCCAACCUCAAGAUGGUCGACCACCUCUUCGAGGGCGGACAGAUCCUCUCGCAGCUCAAGUGCUCGGGCAUGACGUCUGUGCUGGAGCUCAUGCAGCAGGGUUACCCAUCCAGAGCUCCCUUCUCCGACCUGUACAACAUGUACAAGCAGUACCUGCCCCCCGAGCUGGCACGGCUGGACCCCAGGCUCUUCUGCAAGGCUCUGUUCAAGGCACUGGGCCUGAACGAGAAUGACUUCCGCUUCGGCCUGACCAAGGUGUUCUUCCGGCCAGGCAAGUUUGCCGAGUUUGACCAGAUCAUGAAGUCUGACCCCGAGAACCUGGCAACGCUGGUGCGCAAGGUGCAGAAGUGGCUGCUCGUCUCCCGCUGGAAGAAGGCACAGUGGUGCGCACUGUGCGUCAUCAAACUGAGAAAUAAGAUAACCUACCGUCGUGAAAACCUCGUGGUCAUCCAGAAAACGGUGAAGAUGCACCUGGUGAAAAAGAAGUACAGGCCCAGAUACCGGUGCAUGAUGAAGCUGAGGGCACUCCUGAAGCAAGUGCAGCAGAUGUCCAACCUGGCCUCGCAGCUGAAAAAAGACGGGCAGCAGAGCAAGGUGGAAAUUCAAGCCCUGGAAGGCAGGAUUAACACCGCCAUGAAGCGCAUCAAGGACGGGGCCCUGAAGAACCCAGAGAUGGAGAAGGAGCACAACACCCUGAUCCUGGCGGCCACAGAGCUGAUGAACGCCCUGAACCAGCGCAUCCAGCUGCAGAAGGUGGCCGAGGAGCAGGCGCGCAUGCGCAGGGUGCAGCAGGAGAUGGAGCUGGCACGCAAGAGGAAGGAGGAGGAGGAGCGGCAGAGGAGGGAGGAGGAGGAGCACCGCCAGAGAAAAAUUCAAAUGGAGGCAGCGAGGAAAGCUGAGGAACGAGCGAAGGAGCUGGAGGAUGCCAAGCUGGCGAAAGCCAUGAAAGAAAAGCUUGUCAUCGAUCACAGGGAGGAACUACUGAGGAACCAGCAAAUGGAGCAAGAGUCACGUGACCAUGAACUGGCCUUGCGUCUGGCACAAGAGAACAACAGUGUCGUGGAAGAUGUGGGCACCCCUGUGCUUCCCGUGAGGUCUCAAGUGAGGGGAGCAAAGGCCGAAGGGAAGUUUGAUCUGUCGAAAUGGAAGUACUCUGAAUUGCGGGACGUCAUCAACACAUCUUGUGACUUGGAGCUGUUGGCAGCCUGCCGUGAGGAGUUUCAUAGACGCCUCAAGGUCUACCAUGCCUGGAAGAGCAAGAAUGCCAAGAAGGGAUCUGGAGACACCUCACAGAACCGUGUUCCCACAACACUUCAGAAUGGAGGGGCCCUGCCAGGAGGUCAAGGGGACGCGGUGGAUGGGGAGGAUGGCCGACAGCGCUACUUCCGCAUCCCGUUCCGCAAGGACGGCUCGAGCAGCGGCCUGUGGUUCGCCCACUUUGACGGACAGUACAUUGCUCGCCAGAUGGAGCUGCAUCCGGGCAGGCCCCCCGUGCUGCUGCUCGCGGGGAGGGACGACAUGCAAAUGUGCGAGCUCAAGCUGGAAGAGACGGGUUUGGCCCGCAAGCGUGGGGCCGAGAUCUUGGACCACGAGUUCGACGCGGAGUGGACCAAGCACGGGGGUCCCGCCUACGUGCCGCUUUCGACGCGGCACAAGUAGGGGCCGCAAUGCCGCCGCGGAGUUGCGACGUGAAGCAGUGAGGUGCCAUGGCUGAACAGCUACGGGAGGGAGCUCAGACCGGGCUGGAGGCAACUAACAGUCAUGGGUCAAGACACAAAACAAGAUAGAUGACUAGUUGACCGUAGAUCAAAAAAAUAAUUAUUUAUAUAGUCAAAAAGUUAUUUUUUUUUCUUGUGAUCUCAAGUAUUUUGGCAUACUUGAACUUGCUCUUUUUUCUCGUUUUACGCGGGACUAUUGCUACCGUUAUAGGAAUCUUACUCGUGUUUUUGCGAGUUUAACUUAAUGAAGACAGUGAGCUUCGCCUUUUCUAUGGGAUUUUUUUUUUUUUCUUUUUGUCCUCCGUCGAGUGUUCCUUUUUGGGGUUCAAAGGCUCUCAAGAGGCAACUGUUUCUUGGUCUUUCGUUACUUUUGGUGCUUGGUUGUGGUGGCAGUAUAGUGCCUUAACCUUACUACUUUUCUCAUUUAUAUAUACAUAUAUAUUUGUUACCGGUUUUUCUAUAGUAUUAAAUGUGCCAGCACUUUUUAUGUACUGUUUUGCAUCACCAUACCAGUGUUAACAUCUUUUUGACAGAGCAACCUUUUGUCAAGAUGAAUUAUUGCACUGAGUGCAUCGUAAUCCAUGUAUUUGACGUAGUUUUGAAGUAAAGGGUUGCGAGCUACGUGCAUUCUGCUUAAUAAAGACCUGCAGGAAUCA